UUGCUAGGGACUACCCCGGUUGUUUGAAUGUGGAGUACAGGUCCUAUAUGUAGACUAGUGGCUUAUACAGGUUUAUAUACAUAAAUAUAUUAAUUGUUUGGAAAACUGUGACGGGAGUAAAUUCUACUGGAAGAAACUUUUAAGCAGUAGACAUGUCGCAGGUAGGGAUACCUCGGCCAGCCUCAAUUGGUCAAAAAAUGGGGGUAAAUCUCCCCCAAAUCGAGCAUCCACUGUCUCGCAUGGGUAACCCCACUAAUAUGGAUGUGAGAGGGGUGUCCCGCUCUGGGGACAGACCUCUUUCCCACCCCACUGGUCGACCGUUGGCAAACGAGAACAUAUACACUGCCAGAAAGAGUCUGAGCGCCCAUGGCCGGGAUAGUAGGGUAGCAUCCAGACAGAUGAUGGCUCCUCUCCCCAUAGAGAGCAUUCCCGAGGGGGUGGAGGUCACUUACGGAGACCCCACGAAGACCAGACUGCCAGUAUUCGGACAGAGUAACUGUGAAGCAAAGCCGGGGAAUCGCGCCGAUAUGGGGAGCCGUAUGGAGAACGGUGCCCCUCCCAGCAGAAUGUCCUCCCGCCUGUCUCAAGUCUCCCAACAGGCCAGGCUAGAGAUCGAUGAAAUAGAGACCAUGCUAAGGCAGAGAAUUAAGGGUAGUUAUUAUGAAAUCAAGAAGAAGUUUAAGGACAACGAUCCGGAACAGAAAGGAAAUGUCUCUAGAGAGGCAUUCUACAGAAUCCUGAUGACCAUACUAAACAGGAACCUAUCUCAGAACGUGUUUAACCGAUUAAUGGACAGACUGGGGUUCAAGGACAAACAGAUUAUCAAUUAUAGCGAAUUCUUCGCCUACUUCCACGAGGCACAAGCUCAGAAUGACUAUCCUCGCUGGAUGGACCCUGUCCAGCGUAUGUGGCCAGACAAGGCUACGAUGAAUUCGUCACAAGUCCACGCUCAACUGAAAGAAAAAGUUAGACAAAAGUUCUUAGAUAUUGCCGAUUUAAUACCUCAAAUGAACCCUGGAGGAACGGGAAGAAUUCUGAAACCCGAAUUCAGACAAAUGCUGAAUAAAUUAAUGUUUUACAUGGAAGACACAGAAUUUGAAAAACUUUGGAAAAAGUAUGAUCCUAACAAUACUGGAACAGUCAACGGCCCACAGUUCCUGAACGCUCUGGGUAUUCAGCUGGAGAAUGGAGAUGAAAGGAUCAAAUCUCCUAUACAAGGACCUUCAUCGAACAGAACACCAAGGAAGAAGGAGAUUGAGAGGAAACAGUCCCUGGAUAUAGAGCGCUGGCUAAAGAGCAAAUUCAGAGAGGGAUGUCAUCAGAUGCAGGAGGCGUUUGAGGCCAAAGACUCAUCAAACAAAGGCGUGGUGAGUUUUGACGACUUCUUGGAAGUUUUAGCUCAGUUCCACCUGAAGCUGGAGAAAAAGCUCCUUGCUGCCUUCCUGUCCAGAUGUGCCGUACAAGCCCACAGAGAUGGAGUUCCCUACAGAGACUUCCUCCACCGAUUCCAGGACCGCUCUGAAAUUGGCAUGACCCACAACAUCCUGACCAACACAAAGCACAGGGUAAAUGACAGACCCGCUAGCCCCAGUCAGGUUUCCUCAAUUAGCGGCAUUGAAGUACAGUUGAUGAACAUGUUCCAGAGAGAUUUCUUGGCUCUUCUAGGAACCUUCAAGAGCAUAGACAAAUUAGGUCUAAAUGUAAUCAGCCAAGAGGAAUUCAGAGCGGCCAUUGAGAGUCGCUUUAAUUUCCACCUCCAAGAUGACCAGUUUGAGGCUUUUGUGGACAGACUUCCCCUAGAUGAUGAUGGCAAUAUCAAAUAUGCUGACUUUAUGCAACAAUUUGACACAAAAGGCAAAGCCAAGAGCCUUUUUGAUAAAGAGAAGGAUGUGGAUACAUCUGGUCCUCCUAAGGUACCAAGUCCGAUCCCAGAAGUAGGUCCCCCAGAGAUGCCAGAGGGUAGCCCAGUGGAUAGACUUGUCAUUGAUGAACCAGUGAUGGCAGAUUACGCUCAAGUUCGCCGCACGCCACAGGAACUGUUCAAAGUCAUUAAAGAUCUUAUGAACAGACGAUUCCAAGAUAUAGAAAGAGUAUUUUAUGAACUAGAUGAAAUAAAUAGCGAAAGACUAUCACAAGAAAUGAUGUAUCAACUACUUAAGAGAUUUGACAUAAGACCAGAAGUUUCUCGUGGAGAAAUUAGAGACCUCUGGAAGACAUUUAUUACCAAUACAGACAAAACCUUAGACUACCAUGAGUUUAUCCGCCAUUUUGGAUUCUCAAAGAAGUCGGCUUCCUUCCCCAAUGCUAAACUGAACCCACCCAAGAGAGGAGAUGCCGACUACAUGAUCAGAUCAAGGAAACUCAACUGUGCUGCCGACAUGUUGGAGGACAGUUUGAGGUCAAAGGUCGAUUACAUGUGGGAGGACCUUAGAAAGGAAUUUGUGGAUAUGGAUCCCUAUGGAACCGGCUACAUUACAAGAGAGGAGUUUAAGGAUGUUCUCACUGAGCUCUGUGUACAUCUCAGUGAGUUUGAGAUAAACAAACUCAGUGACAAGUUUGAUCUGAAGAGAGAUGGACGGGUUUCUUAUAUCGAGUUCUUGAAGCCAUUUGCCCUUAGAAAACAGAUCUGGCGUCAUGGUAACAACAUGCUUUCUCUGCUUGCUCACCCUCAACCAGAACUGCCAAUUCCUGAUAUUGUAGAACCUCCUCAGAAGGGUCUCCAUGGUAUCACUUCUAAACUGAGACAGAAGCUUGCUGGAGACUGGAAGAAUCUACGUAGGGCUUUCAGGAAACUUGACACAAAAAAUGAUGGUUAUCUAUCAGUUCCUGAGUUCCGUUCAGUCCUGAAACUGGCCAAUGUCAUUUUGGAUGAAGAUGAAGUUUAUCAUGUUCUUACUCAAUUUGACCAAAACAUGUCUGGCAAAAUUCCAUAUGAAAAGUUCAUUGAUGAAACAUUCAAACCUGCAACAAGACAGAGUGUACGAAAAAUCUAACAUUUUAACAUAUUUACUAUUUCUUGUUUUGUGAGAUGUGCCCCCAUAUGAGAAGUGAAUGUACAUGGUGGUAAACUUAUGAAUAUUGAAGAAAAAUACCUUUAAAACUUUGAAUGUCAACAAUAUUUUUAUACUUGUAUACUUAUAAUUUUUCAUAUCAUGCCGAUUCAUUCAUCUUGUUCCCAUUGUGAACUGUCCGUGAGCCUGGACUCUGAUGUGAUAACUUAUUUUUGUGGUGCAUCUACGUGUUUGCUGUCAUUCCAAGUCAUUGUAUUUAUAUAUAUUAUAUAACAGUAUUAUCAGCUCUAGGUGUGCACGUGACUUCCGGUUUUGAGCAAUAGGUACACUACAAUUAGGAUGUAAAGUAAAACCCCAUGAAGAUUAAAACUUUGAAGCACCCUUCUUGAAUCCAAUACUUUAUAGCGUUUGGUUAAUCAUGAAAACAAUAUUUUGUGACUGUAUUGUGUAGAAGACUGUGUUAUUUAAUUUUUGAUUGAAGCGAGCGAUGCUUUUUAAUGCUACAUUGUACCGUGAUUUGUAGGGCUGCUCCACACCUUGUCCUGAUGUGAUGGAAACUGUGAUAUUUCUUUUGUCUGCAUCUACGUCUCCACUAACAUUACAUGUAUUUGUUACAAUAUCGUUUUACAAUAAAAUUGUAAAAAUUUUA
Messenger RNA from Saccostrea echinata, 3660 nucleotides. RefSeq names its product EF-hand calcium-binding domain-containing protein 6-like. NCBI's taxonomy places the organism in Eukaryota, Metazoa, Mollusca, Bivalvia, Ostreida, Ostreidae. The record is from RefSeq and is a predicted model, not a curated record. Gene Ontology annotation, molecular function: calcium ion binding. The transcript is spliced from 16 exons. The coding region runs from base 153 to 2993 and encodes 946 amino acids.